This is a messenger RNA of Colletotrichum truncatum, 1410 nucleotides long. RefSeq names its product hydroxyproline-rich glycoprotein-like protein. The record is from RefSeq and is a predicted model, not a curated record. NCBI's taxonomy places the organism in Eukaryota, Fungi, Ascomycota, Sordariomycetes, Glomerellales, Glomerellaceae.
AUGGAAGACUCGGCGCCGGUUCAGGAUGACACAUCGGAUCCGUCAUGGGGUGAUUUACCUGUUGUACUCAUAGCAAACGAUGGAGACAUCGUCCUGGACGUAACAUUCGAGACGUCCAGAGAAACAAUCGCCGCUGCUCGAAAGACUUGGCAGGCUGCUGCGAAGAAAUUCGGCGCCCCACGCAUUCCUCAACCCAAUCUAAGCCCGAUCAUCAGAGUGGCGUACCGCGUCAAGCUCUCCGUGCUGAAAAAACAAUCGCGGUACUUUGCCAACCUCCUCGGAAACAAACAGUUUUCUGAAGCAAGCAACGUCGAAGACACUCUCGCUCGCCUGGCAGCUGAGAAGCUCAAACUAGCCGAGGUGGACGCCAGGGAACUGCCAUGGAUUACCAUCGUCGACGACGAUGAAGCUACGCGGUCCAUUGGUCGUGAGAAGGUCUUUGAGGACUUGUUAAGGAUCAUACAUGGGAUGCAAAUGCAAUCCACAGCUGUUAAUAUGCUUCAUGUGACUACUCUAGCCAUAUUGGCGGAUCGAUUUGAUUGUCGAACCGUAGUCUCGAGAUACCUCAGUAUCGACUUGAAGUUUAAGUGGCCUCUUACAAGUGCCAAACCUGUUCGCACCAACACGCCAAAGAAGACUGUUGACGUUGAAAAUAUACUCCGGCAAAAGAUCUUGGUUGCUUGGCUUUUAGAGCAGCCACCCAGACUUCAUAAUUACACACGCGAACUCAUUCUGCGCGGUUCAGUGCGCUGGAGUAAUUUGGCCAUCGAGGAGCCCACGCGAUCAGAGUUAUGGUGGAACCUGCCAGAUGAUCUAGAACGAGAAUUGCAAUAUCGGCGAGAAAGCAUCUUGAACACUAUUGCAUCUAUACAACGCCACUUCCUUGCUCUCUACUCUUCUCGCGAGAGACAAUGCAAACUUGGUUACGACUCGAGUUCUGCCUGUGACUGUUUCCAACUGGGCCAAAUGUUGAAGUUCUUCACAAGCAAGGAGUUAAUGGGUGUGGUUGAUUUCGGACCUAGCUCCUUGGACAACAUUCCAGACUCGUCAGUCGUCGACAUUGAAGAUAUAUUGGCCACAUUGAAGCAAAUACCAAGUUAUCAGAUUGAUAAGCAUCAUACCAACUGCGGCAUACGAACCCGUCUCGAACCUAUUAUAGAGUACAUCCGGUCGAUGUUGUCAUCUACUCUGCUCUCUGUUUCUCAAGUUGACUGGAAGAACAACCGUUUGGCUGCCAGUUGGAUCCCAGCUGACGAUAACACGAGCUUGAAUAAAGAGGAAAAGGUGUUCGAGUUUACUCGUGGUUUGGCAAGCGAUCAGCGACUUCGAUACGAAGGCAACAUAUAUGCGGAUAAGAUGGCUCACAAGCUAUUUACUGCUGAUAAAUGGAACUGGACGCCCGAAUAUUAG